GUAACCUUUGACCUUCCGCGUCAGGUCACCGCUGGACAGAUGGUCGAUUCUCACGAAAAUCUGCGCUGAAACGACACAUUUUCGUAAGGAAAGCGGGCUUCCUAUCAGAAGUUCGAGACCAGUUACCAUGGCAACCACUGGUGGUGCUAAAAUCUGCGGACUGUGUAAGGAGGUGACCCUGGCCGUCCUUCCCAGACUGCACCAGGAGGAACUUCUACUUGAACUUGACCGAAGGAACAUCCUCGUGGGAGAAACUUACAAGAAGGAGAGUUUGGUCAGCAAGCUGUGGGGCCUUAUGGUUAAGGAAUUCCAAGGUACAGAUCACAGUGUGAUCCCAGAAGCCCCCACAGCUGCUACAGGUACACCACACAGUUCUGCAGCAGAACAGAGGACCAUGUGGGCAACCUUGUCAAACGACCUUCAAGAGCUGAUGGAAACUGUAACAUCAACAAAUAGUGCCACCGCCACAGUUCCAGUAACACCAACCACUAACAAUGCAGACUCUCAUGUAAGUCUGACUAAUGGUGUUGGUACUACUAGUACAAUUGUCACUACUCCAACCAAAAGCACCAAACCCACCCCGACACAACCAGUGACAGUGUCGAGUCCACUGCGAGUCCCUGUACUCGCACAAGAAGUGGUCGUUGAGACAACGACAGUCACCUCACCAAGGAGAAGUGCCAGGCUGCACAACUUGGAGACACAAGUAGAAGCAUCAUCUUCAACUGUAAGAAACCUGAUGAACAUUGGUGACACGGUUGAGACGUUGGAAGAGAGCACUGUGACCAAGGAGGGACUGGGGAAAGGAUAUCUGAAGAGAGAGCUCCGAGCGAUCACAGUAACCAGGCAGUCCUGUAGUGUGGGCUCCAACACUGUUGUAACAGACCUGGGAGCCAUAAGGGAGCUGGCAGAUGAGGAUCAGGAUGAUCCUGAUGUAACGUUAUCAGAAGAUGAGGAGGAAGAUGAAGUGUCAUCAGAUGAAGAUGAUGAUGGUCCACUGGAUGAUGAUGAUUCAGAUUGGCAACCUGAGUCACCAAUGGAGGACAGUAACAGUGACAAAGAGGCGAGUGGUAAGGACAGCAAUUCGAGUCCUAUACAGCCAUCUGAAGAGGCGGCCCCAGGUGCAAACUCCCAAGGUGAAGUUUCGACAUCCCGUCAUGAUGACACCGCCAACGUUAACAGGGAUGAACAACAAGGUCUCACUACAAGUAAGACGGUCAAAUGUCCAGAGUGCGAAUUCACCACGACAUCCAAGCAGAGGCUGUACUGUCACAAGACUUCCCACGACAAGACACGCCCCUUCGCCUGCGACAAGUGUGACUACCGAGCGAGGCUGAAGCAAGGCGUUAAGGUACAUUUGAAGCUGAUCCAUGGUCAAGGGCAGGUCUACAAGUGCAAGGAGUGCGAGUUCUCCACCGAGGGUCGGCGCCAAUUUUUCUUGCAUAUGUCGCAGGAACACGGUGCUCGCGGCGCUCUCUGCGAGCUUUGUGGUCACCGCGCCAGCACACCAAGCCUCCUGAAGAAACACAUGUAUAAACACACUGGUGAGAAACCUUACAAGUGCUCGCAAUGUGCCUACGCUGCCACCAGUUUAUCAACCUUCAUGAGACACACCAAGACCUCCCACCCAGGCCAGAAAUGCUUCAAGUGCAACUUCUGCAGCCACCUCGCUGAAAACAGGAACCUUUUACGCAAACACGUAAAGACACACAAGGCAGAACACGUGCACAAAUGUCCGGUGAGAUCGUGUGAAUUUACAAGUAACGAAAGCGCUGAAUUAGUUCUCCACCUAGCCACCAAACAUAAAAAGCAUCAGCAGUGCUCCUGUGCUGUUUGUAACCACAAAACCUUCUUACUACGCGAGCUAAAAGAACACAUGAAAACAACCGGGCAUGGGAAGCUGUAUCUGUGUGACAAGUGCGGUUUUGCUGCCAAAACGUAUUCUAGCCUCACUAGCCACAGGAAGGGACAUAACAGAACCAGUAAGUACAAAUGUGACCAGUGUAGCUUCAGUUCUUGCUUUAAGUCAAUUAUCACCAAUCACAGCAAAAUCCAUGGACCUGACCCGUUCCAAUGUCGGCACUGUGAUUUCAAAGCCGACAACCAGACCGAUUUUAGCAUCCAUCUUGGAAAGCACGUGAACUCUGCUAAUACGAUGACUUGCGACAUGUGCGGAUACAUUGCCAAGACUGAGGAGGCACUGGAACAGCACAUAAAGGAACAUUCCACAGCUGAACACAUUUACAGGUGCAGCACCCGUGGGUGCGAUUUCUCCACACCCGAUAGGCUGUGUUUUGUUCGUCAUGAGACUUCCCACAAGCCGGACCGUCGGUUUACAUGUGACCACUGUGACUACAGAGCAAAGAAGAAGUCAAGCCUUGCAACUCACAUGAGGAUCCACACAGGAGAGAAACCCUUGAAGUGUUCUAAGUGUUCUUAUGCCACGUCUCUUGAUCACCUGCUGCGUAGUCAUGAAGCCAGGCACAAGGCAGAACUCAAAGCAGCUUCUGAUUCUUAAAAUUCCUCUUACUUGUUCACACAGAGAAAAGAACAUUGAGAAUUAAGUUUAAAAGUCAGUUGUCAAUGCCAUUGUCAUUAGAAUUCAAAGAUUACAUUUUGAGAAUUAAUAUUAUUUUCACUACCACCAAGGAGUCAAGGACAUUAUAAUCCUUCAUUACAUGUAUUAUCAAUAGCAAUUUUUUUCAACUUUUUAUUGAUGAAUCAUGGGUUACAUAUGGUGACAUAAGGCCAGAUCUGUUCCUAACAUCGAUAUACCAAGACCAUGUGAAGGAACUAAGCAAUAUUAUCAUAAACCUUAUUGAGCUUUCUUUUUCUGGAUAUUUGUUGUAAUCAAAAGCUAGCCAAUUUUUUGCCUGUUCAAGUGUUAAUUUGCAUUUAGUAAGAACAUUUUCAAACAAAAUAACUAGCUUGAACAUCUAGGCAACCUAGUACAUGUACUAGUAGUCUGUAAGCUUGCCUUAAUAUUAAUUCAAUGACUUGUUUUGAACUGUAAGUAAACGUGUUAAGGUGUCUUUGAAUUUGGCCAUGGAAAUGAAAUAAAAAAGAUGAUUUUCCUGUCAAUAUCAGAGUGUAU
Branchiostoma belcheri (Belcher's lancelet) is the source of this 3094-nucleotide messenger RNA. RefSeq names its product zinc finger protein 85-like. The record is from RefSeq and is a predicted model, not a curated record. The coding region runs from base 128 to 2518 and encodes 796 amino acids. Gene Ontology annotation, cellular component: nucleus. NCBI's taxonomy places the organism in Eukaryota, Metazoa, Chordata, Leptocardii, Amphioxiformes, Branchiostomatidae. Gene Ontology annotation, biological process: regulation of transcription by RNA polymerase II. Gene Ontology annotation, molecular function: DNA-binding transcription factor activity, RNA polymerase II-specific; RNA polymerase II transcription regulatory region sequence-specific DNA binding. The transcript has 4 exons.